Molecule: messenger RNA, 1389 nt
Organism: Ananas comosus (pineapple)
Lineage: Eukaryota; Viridiplantae; Streptophyta; Magnoliopsida; Poales; Bromeliaceae
Product: vegetative cell wall protein gp1
Exons: 7
Coding region: 114-1220 (368 amino acids)
Biological process (GO): mRNA 3'-end processing
Source: RefSeq, a predicted model, not a curated record
AUACAAAUGAGUUCGCCCAUUCUCCCCUUUCCCUCCCCACUUUCCCGUGUCCAAAACCAACCAGCAGCCGUAGCUUUCUCUUCUUCCCCCCCGUCCGCCGUCGGGCCCGAGCGAUGUCGGCGAAGCAGGCGCAGCAGCCGGGCGACGGCCUGACGUCCCACAUCGCCGGCAUGUCCAAGUCACAGCUCUUCGACAUCAUGUGCCAGAUGAAAGCGCUGAUCGAUCAGGAUCGGGAGCAGGCGCGGAAGAUCCUUGUCGACAAUCCGGCCCUGACCCGCGCGCUCUUCCAGGCACAAAUUAUGCUUGGAAUGGUGAAGCCUCCUCAAACGAUGCCUGAUAUCCAAACAGCUUUGUCGCAAGCUCAACCAUCAGAAGUGGGACAACCCUCAAAUGUUCAACCUCCUCAAUCAAUGCCGAUUCAACCUGGACCGCAGACUCAAACCAGUGCAUCUCAAACUUCAGUACCUCCUACUACUAAACCUCAACACCCAGUUCAACCACCUACUUUACCUUCUUCUUCUUUAGUCCCUCCAUUGACGUUUCCUCCUCAGACAGCGCCAUCAAAUCCUCCACAACCUGUACAAACGAAAGCAUUUUCGAUUGCUCAAUUUCCUCCCGUAUCAUUCCAGCAACCUUCACAGAUUCAUAGUAAUGUUUCCCUACCUUCCCCUUCCGCUCCUCCACAAUAUAUGAUUCCUCCACAACAGCCGCUGCAGACUCCCGGAGUAUUCAAUCAACAACUGCAGCCGCCUUUGCCUCAGCACCCGAGGCCUCUGCCACACAUGCAAUCCUUCUCGCAUCCAAUCCAUUCGCAGAUGCCUCAUGGACUUGGUUUUCAACCAUCGAGUGCUCAGCCAUUGUUACAGCCCAUGUUUACUUCUGGUGAGAAUCCUCCAUCUUUCCCUCAGGGACAACCACCGUUGCCUAAUCAGCCACCACCUCAGCAGCUGUAUCAGGCUGAGAGAGGAGCUCCAUGGGUGCCCGGCCGGCUGGAGAUUUCUUCAGCGGGGCCCCAAAUACUGGGCCGACCACCAAUGCCUUCUGGACAGAUGGUGCCCGGAAUGGGCAGUCAGGCUCCUCGGCCGCCGCCGUUGACAGCUGAAAUGGAAAAAGCUCUGCUUCAGCAAGUUUUAAGCCUCACGCAGGACCAGAUCAAUAUGCUGCCUGCGGAGCAGCGGCAACAAGUGCUUCAACUGCAAGAAAUGCUCCGACUGAAGUAGAUCUCAUGCUACCUUUGUAAUGUUUCGCUUAAGCACAAUGCGCUCGCCUGAUAUUUGUGUUCGCGAGCUUGUAUUAAUUAUUUACUUUUAUUACAAGUUUCAUCUCAUUCUGUAAUCUGUUGCGCAUUUCAAUAUUCCGAUGCUCCUUUUGGCUUGGAAUGUUUUUUUU